Colletotrichum siamense is the source of this 1851-nucleotide messenger RNA. Its product is annotated as putative RNA-binding protein. The transcript is spliced from 4 exons. Bases 1 to 1851 code for a protein of 616 amino acids. Gene Ontology annotation, molecular function: 3'-5'-RNA exonuclease activity; RNA binding. NCBI's taxonomy places the organism in Eukaryota, Fungi, Ascomycota, Sordariomycetes, Glomerellales, Glomerellaceae. The record is from RefSeq and is a predicted model, not a curated record.
AUGUCUGGCCCUCCCGCUGGCAACCAGCUCAACAUUGAUCGCUAUGUUGUGAUCCACGUCGCGACCACCUGCGAUGAGCAUGGUGUCUACGUCACCAAGGACUCUGCCGAGGUCAUUGAGCUAGGAUGGAUUCUGCUUGACGCAAAGUCUCUCGAGGAGAUCACCCGCGAGAGCGUUCUUGUCAAACCCAUCAACACUCCGAUUACACCGUUGUGCACGAGCUUGACGACCCUCACCUGGGAACAUGUGCGCAACGCGGGAACCUUCCGAGACGCCAUCAACCGAUUUGACACGUUUGCGAACGAGCACUUGACCUCGCAAAAUCUCGAUUUCGUCUUCGUCACCCUCGACGCCUGGGAUCUUCGCGUCCAGUUGCCCCGAGAAGCCCGAGACAAGGCCGUCGUUCUGCCUCCAUACCUCCAGCACUCCCGCACUUUUGAUCUGCGGACUGAGUACCAGCGAUGGCAGCAACACCACCCCGAAUCGCUGCCUUUUGGGCCCUCGAUGCUGUCCAAUAUCUGUGCCGCCUUGGAGGUGGAGCCGGUCCAGUCCAGUGCUCCAAUCAAGCACAACUUGCCCUUCCACCUCCAGGCUCUGGCCCCUGCCUCUCCUCGCCGUGCCAUGGAGGAGGCCGUCACCUUGGCCCGCGUCCUUCGAGGCUUGAUUCGCAAGUCGCAGCCUUCCCACGAGCACCCCGAUGUCCUGACUCGGCCCAUGGACGCGCGCGCCGACGUGCGUGCUUUCCUGUCUGAGCGCAGCAAGGUCCUCCACAUGUCUGGUCUGCCUCAUGAUACUACUCAAUCCGAGCUCGAGAGCUGGUUCACCCAGUUUGGCGGUCGUCCUAUUGCGUUCUGGACCCUUCGUACCCCUGAGCAGCACAAGCCUACCGGCAGUGGUUUCGCCGUCUUCUCUUCCCACGAGGAGGCCGCUGAGAGUCUGUGCAUGAACGGUCGCGCUCUUAACGAGAAGGCGAUCGAAGUGUCACCGUCUUCCAGCCGUGUUUUGGACCGCGCCGCUGAGAUCCUGACGCCCUUCCCGCCUAGCAAGAACCGCCCCCGCCCCGGCGACUGGACCUGCCCCUCGUGUGGCUUCUCCAACUUCCAGCGACGCACUGCUUGCUUCCGCUGCUCCUUCCCCGCCGUCAGCGCUGGUCCUACCGGCGACAUGGGCUACGGUUACGGCUACGGCCCACCGGCCAUGAUGCCUCCUCCCCAGCACCACCAUGGACACAUGGGUCACGGCGGCGGUCGCAUGGGCGGCAGCGGUGUCGUCCCCUUCCGUGCCGGUGAUUGGAAGUGCGGCAACGAAGUUUGCGGAUAUCAUAACUUUGCUAAGAACGUUUGCUGUCUGCGUUGCGGUGCCAGCCGUGCUGGUGCCGCUGUUGUCGCCGAUUCUGGUGGUUACCCCUCCCCCAUGGAUCCCCCUUCCAACUACAGCAUGAGCCAGGGCUCCAUGAGCGGCACUCCUGGACCCGGACCGUUUGCUUCGGCCGGCGGUGGUUUUGCUUCUGGUGGCGGCUACGGUGGUCAGCACUUUGGCGGCCCCCCCAGCACUUAUGCCCUUCCCUCAGGCAUUGGUGGCGGCGCCGCUCCCUACCCCUCUCUCAACACUCACUUUGGACCGGCUCCUGGCUCUCACUCUGCCGGCCCUUUCGAUAGCCGGGCCGCGGAGGCGGCUUUCCAGUCCGCUUCUAACGGCCCUGCGUCUGCCGGCCCCUCGAACAACUUCUACUCUCAGAACGAGAACGAUCCGUUUGCGUUCCUCUCCAGCGGCAUUGGAGGGCUUUCCGUGAGCGGCGGAGACGCCCGCCAGAACGGAGGAGCCGCGCCGCCGAGCAAGUCUCCUGCGUAA